Messenger RNA from Physcomitrium patens, 3064 nucleotides. The record is from RefSeq and is a predicted model, not a curated record. NCBI's taxonomy places the organism in Eukaryota, Viridiplantae, Streptophyta, Bryopsida, Funariales, Funariaceae.
CAGAUUGUGAAGCUUGAUUGAGUCGCAUUGAUGCUUCUUUGAGAUUAGCUGGUUUGUGAUUUUAAUGGAUGGUCGGUAUUAAUCAAGUUGGGCUUAAGAUUUUGUCGGAGGUGGCUCAUGUGAUCGGUGGGUGGAGUGGAGUACCUGGGUCGGGAGUAGAGCAGGUAGUGUUUGAAGUCAGUAGCACUGGUUGUGGAAUGGAUGGCGGGAAUUGUGGCCACAGAAUGGAAUUUAGUCGCACGAUAGGAUGUGGGCUAGCGUUACGGAAGCCGGAUUCUACUUAGCUAUGGUAGAGCUGACUGGUUAAAGAGCGGAUCCGUAGGGGCGUUUUACAAUACUCGGAGACCUUCGGGGCCAAGAGCGACUGAGGGAAUGAUUGAUUGCCAUCUGAUGUUGGAAGCUCUUUAAUUGUGGGCUGUGUGGGAGCGGGGGAAACGAAAACUCUGGCAUGCAAGGGAAGGACAUGCCAGGGGUCAAUGGCGGAGGGCCCAUGUGGAAACAACUUAACAACGAGCCCCCUGACUCGCCCACACACUAUAGUGACGAUGAACUCAUGUUGGGCUAUCGGGAUCGAGGGAUGGAAAGUCUGGAUUACGAGGUCGUUGAAAGCGUGGCAUAUCGAGAGGACCAGGCUCAACGGGGAAUUUGGCAUCAUGCUUCCUAUGUAACCUUAAAAUGGACCUUUGCACUUCUCAUUGGUAUAGGGACUGGACUUGCUGCCUUCUUCAUUAAUAUUGCAGUCGAAAAUUUUUCGGGAUGGAAGUUUGCUGCUACGUUUGCUGUCAUGAAGCACAGUUACUUUCUGGGCUUAGUCGUCUAUAUUGCUUGCAAUGGGGCUUUAGUUUUCUCAUCAGUUUACAUCGUCACCCAAUUUGCACCCGCUGCAGCAGGGUCUGGUAUCCCUGAGAUCAAGGCCUAUUUAAACGGUGUUGAUACUCCUGGCAUUCUCUUGUUUCGUACACUUAUUGGAAAGAUUCUGGGUAGUAUAGGUUCAGUCGGAGGAGGGUUGGCCUUAGGCAAGGAAGGUCCCCUGGUGCACACGGGCGCCUGUAUUGCAUCUGUACUUGGACAGGGCGGUUCAACCAAGUACAAUGCGAAUUGGAGAUGGCUUCGAAGAUUUAAAAAUGAUCGUGAUCGUCGUGAUCUUGUGACAUGUGGCUGUGCUGCUGGGGUAGCUGCAGCCUUCAGAUCUCCCGUCGGAGGUGUCUUGUUUGCACUUGAGGAGGUUACCUCCUGGUGGAGGAGUCAACUUCUAUGGCGGGUGUUUUUUACAUCAGCUGUGGUUGCUAUUGUGGUGCGGACUGCUAUGGGUUGGUGUAAGAAUGGUAAAUGCGGACACUUCAGUUCUGGUGGAUUUAUCAUAUGGGAUAUCUCGGGGGGUCAGGAUGACUACUCAUUUUAUGAACUUCUACCCAUGGCUAUGCUUGGUGCUAUUGGCGGACUAUUGGGAGCACUUUUCAACCAGCUUACCAUCUGGAUCUCCACUUGGAGACGAAAUGUGUUACACAGACAAGGCAAUCGUGUAAUGAUUAUUGAGGUUCUGUUGGUAUCGUUGAUAACAUCCAUUUUGUCAUUUGGUUUACCAAUGAUGACCACUUGCAAGCCUUGUCCGGACCCCGCCAAGUACCCAGAUGUGACAUGUCCCCUCCCUUCGAGCAAUUAUGGCAACUAUGUCAAUUUCUUUUGUUCAAAUGAAAACGAAUACAACGACCUUGCAACAAUCUUCUUUAAUACACAGGAUGAUGCAAUCAGAAACCUUUUCAGCACGAAUACCCCAAAUGAAUAUACGACUCGUAGCCUCCUGACCUUUCUGGUAAUGUUUUUCUCUCUUGCGGUGUUGACGUUUGGAACAGCUGUUCCUUCAGGGCAGUUUGUACCAGGUAUUAUGAUUGGUGCAACUUAUGGGCGACUUGUCGGAAUCUUGGUCGUCAAUGCUUCGAGAAAGAAUAGUGUUGACGAAGGAACGUACGCUUUGCUGGGGGCUGCCUCGUUUCUUGGAGGCUCAAUGCGGAUGACUGUAUCGUUGUGUGUUAUUAUGGUGGAGAUCACUAACAACCUCCAGCUUCUUCCACUCAUUAUGUUGGUCCUCCUCAUCUCUAAGGCCGUUGGAGAUGCCUUCAACAAUGGUUUCUAUGAGGAGCAGGUAAAGCUGCGAAGUCUUCCUCUUCUUGAGUCAAGACCUCAACGUUUUAUGCGGACUUUGGCUGCAAAGGAUGCUAUUAGCACAAGAAAGGUUGUGCAGUUCUCAAGGGUGUCAAAGGUUAGUCAAAUUGUAGCUGUCUUGCGAAGUACCGACCAUAAUGGCUUUCCGGUUGUUGAUAACCUUGAUACGGGAGAGCCUGUUGUGAUUGGCCUUAUUUUAAGAAGCUAUUUACUGGUUCUUCUUCAGGCCAAGACAGAUUUUCAGCACAACUCCUUGCCUGGAGACAUAAGAGGUCAAAUAAGUUUCAGAUAUAACAUGCGAGAUUUCACGAAACCAGUGUCUAGUAAAGGCCUUUCUAUCUACGAGAUCAAUAUCAGUCCUCAGGAAAUGGAUAUGUACAUAGAUUUGCAACCAUUUGUGAAUCCUACACCAUACAUUGUUCCUGAGGAUAUGUCACUAACAAAAGUUUACAAUCUAUUUCGGCUGCUUGGAUUGCGGCAUAUAUGUGUUGUGCCACGGCCUUCACAAGUCGUAGGAGUAAUCACUCGAAAGGAUUUAUUACCUGAGGUGUUGGAAGAAAAGAAUGGUUUGGAAGAGCUAAUGAGCAGUCGAGGAAGGUAUUUUCUUCCCCACGAUCGCAACCAACCACUCCUGGAGGACUUGAUGUGAAGCUUCGGUAAGUGCAGGGACCGGCUCCAUAUGCAUGCCACGGACAGUGACCUCCUCGAACACUUGAUUUCAACCUCGCACAACACUGCUAUAGAUUCCACAGGUCAUUUCGUUUGCACGAAGGUUACUUUGUUUUUAUUUCCAAAUUACUGAUCCGCAAAACCUACAGUUGCCUGUCUUUCCAACUGAUGUCAUAGACCAACACAGCAGCAAUACCACAGUGCACAGUGUGUGCUGCAUCUGUUUCAGAAA